CGGCAAGAAGAGGGAGGAGUCGCUUUCCUCCGUGCCGAGCUGUCUGCGACUGGCGGCCCGACGGAGAGGCCGGCGUGGGCGGGGGGGAGCGAGCCGGACUUCCCGAGCGCGUCCGAGAGGGAGGGGCUCUGCUCAUCGCCGGGGGCGGGUCCCGCGUUGCCAGGGAAACGGAGGCGCGCCAGCCGGGGCCGGCCCCGAAAGGCUCGCGCGGGCGGCGGGACGGCGCGGCCCUUCGGAUGCGGGGCGAGCGAGGGAGCGAGCGGGCGGCCGCGCUCCUGCUCUGCCCGGGCUCCGCUGGGCUCUCGGCUCUCACGCACUUCCCUUAAGGCUGCCGCCCCUGCUACGGCGAGGACCGGCUGAGCACCUCGGAGCUGCCGGCGGGCGCGCGGAAGGGCCGGGCUGCCCUCGGAGCCUCCGUGCGCGCCGAAGAAGGAAGGCCGGGCCGCUCGGCGGGGGGGACUCCUCGGGCGCUGAGAUGCGACGGAGGCGGCCGUCGCGCGCUGCAGGCGGACUCGAGGCCGGGGCCCGCGGCCGGUUGCGCCUUGGCGGCGUCCCGUGACGGUGCCCGGAGGGCGGCUGAGGGGGCCGCCGGCGACCGACUUCCUCCCGCCGCGCCCUUGACUCGCCGGCCGACCCCGCGGAGCUUCGCCCCAGAGACGCCCGACGGCGCCGCUUCCCCUUCCCGCUGCGGCUUCUGUGCGACGACCGCUUGAAGCAGCCCGGCUCAGCCCGAGGCCCUCGAGGUAUGGUAUGAAUAUGCGUUGCUUAGCAGCUCGGGUGAACUAUAAGACUUUGAUUGUCAUCUGCAUUUUCUUCUCCUUGAUUACCAUCCUGCUGUGGAAUCGGUGCACCAGUGGAAAAAUAUCACCUUUCCCGCAUGACUCGAGCGACGGUGUGAAAGCAGGUGGAACAGAGAAGCGCGUGGCUGCAUCAGAGAGCGGCCAGUGUGUGAACAGAGCAGCUAAGCAGCAGAGUGAGGAAGCGUCGCCCCAGGAACAGCAGAAGGCUCCCCCCAUUGCUGGGGGCUUCCAUGGCAACAAAAUCUUAGGGCUGAAAUACGAAGAAAUUGACUGUCUAAUCAACGAUGAGCACACCAUUAAAGGCAGGAGGGAAAGGAGUGAGGUCUUUCUGCCUUUCUCGUGGGUGGAGAAAUACUUUGAGGUUUACGGGAAACUUGCCCAAUACGAUGGCUACGACCGGUUUGAGUUCUCCCAUAGUUACUCCAAAGUAUACACCCAGAGAGCCCCCUACCAUCCAGACGGCGUCUUUAUGUCAUUUGAGGGCUAUAAUGUGGAAGUCCGGGACAGAGUGAAAUGCAUCAGUGGGGUUGAAGGUGUGCCGCUUUCCACGCAGUGGGGACCUCAAGGCUACUUUUAUCCCAUCCAAAUUGCUCAAUAUGGGCUCAGCCAUUACAGCAAAAAUCUGACUGAGAAACCUCCCCAUGUUGAAGUGUAUGAAACGGCGGAAGAGAGGGAGCAGGGCAGUCAGCCAGGCAAAUGGAUGGUUCCGAAAGGCUGUUUUGUCACGACAAUGCAGGACAAAUCCAGAUUCACAAAUGUCAAGCAGUUUGUUGUUCCUGAAAACUCCGAGGGAGCAUCUCUCCAGCUGGGAAACACAAAAGAUUUUGUCAUCUCUUUUGACCUUAGAUUAACAACAAACGGGAGCGUUUCAGUGGUUCUUGAGACAACAGAGAAGAACCAGCUGUUUACGGUGCAUUAUGUCUCCAAUUCUCAAUUGAUUGCUUUUAAAGACAAAGACAUUUUCUAUGGAAUUGGGGCCAGGACCAGCUGGAGCACAAUCACACGAGAUCUUGUAACUGAUUUAAGAAAGGGUGUUGGACUCUCUAACACAAAAGUGGUCAAACAGACCAAAAUUAUGCCCAAAAGAGUGGUGAGGCUGACCGUGAAGGGAAAGGGCUUCAUAGACAACAUCACAAUUUCAACCACUGCCCACAUGGCAGCCUUUUUUGCUGCCAGUGAUUGGCUGGUGAGGAACCAGGAUGAAAAGGGUGGCUGGCCAAUCAUGGUAACUCGGAAACUAGGGGAAGGAUUUAAGUCUUUGGAUCCAGGUUGGUACUCUGCCAUGGCACAAGGACAGGCGAUUUCCACCUUGGUUAGGGCUUACUUGUUGACAAAGGACCAUACGUUCCUCAGUUCGGCUUUGCGGGCAACAGCCCCUUACAAGCUCCUGUCCGAGCAGCACGGCGUGAGGGCUGUCUUCAUGAACAAGUAUGACUGGUACGAGGAGUAUCCAACCUCACCCAGCUCCUUUGUUUUAAACGGAUUCAUGUAUUCUCUAAUUGGGUUAUAUGAUUUAAAGGAGACAGCUGGUGAGAAGCUAGGAAAAGAAGCAAAGCUCUUGUACGACAGGGGCAUGGACUCCUUAAAGGCGAUGCUCCCGCUCUACGACACGGGGUCAGGAACGAUCUAUGACCUUCGCCACUUCCUCCUUGGCACAGCUCCCAAUUUGGCCCGGUGGGAUUAUCAUACCACCCACAUCAAUCAGCUCCAACUGCUGGGCACCAUAGACGAGGCCCUCGUGUUUAAAGAGUUUGUCAAGCGAUGGAAGAGCUACCUGAAAGGCAGCAGGGCAAAGCACAAUUAAGCUGAGCUGAUAACCAAAACCACAUUUCCUUGGUCUGCCGUGCUUGGGAACGGCCAUCUUUUAAGUAGAGGAGCGGACCUCUUGAACAAUGGUGUCUGGGGUGUGUGCGUUUGUGUAUGUGUAUGCUGGGUUUUUUUAAAAUGAUUUCCUUGAAACUCCUUUAUAAUCAAUUGCAUUCCAGAGGAUAAAUAUUUUAGAUUUGGAGAUGACAUUAGAGCAGGCAUCCAGUGAUUGGACUGAAUCAAAACUUAACUGAACUCGUUUAUUUAUCAUAGUGAUUCAUGCUGCUCAAUGCAGAAUAUAAUGUAUACUUCUUCUUUUCCCCCCUCCUUUUGAGAGAUUACAGACUCCCUAUUUUGUUGCCUGGAAUUUUGCAGAAAAACGAGAAUCCAUUUUUCCUUUCCUUAAAAAGAAACAGGUUGUUUUUUUUAAAGUAGCUUUAUUGUAUUGCUUGUAUUUUCCAGAUUGGUUGGUAUGUUUUUUUUUCCCUUGUGGAAAUGUUUUGGUUUCUGUAUUGAGGGAUAAAUCCAGUAGUGAUUUUGUUAAUUCUUUUUAAAAUCUCUUGGGGAUGAGACUUCUCCAGGAAUGUUGGUGAAGCUCCUUGGAAGCAGAAGGAGCUGUAGAAGGUGCACCCGGUGUUUGCCUACUUCUCAAUUGCCUCUUGUGAGGUUUGCACCAGAAGUUCUUGGUGGGAUGGUGUCCAUCUAUCCAUUUGAAUGUUUUGUUCUUCGAGCACAACUUAAAGCAGGAUGAGUUGAUUGCACAAAUAUUGUAGCCAUUUUGACUGUGUCUCCCUUGCCUUGAUCAGCAUUCUUCCACUGAAUUUUGAUCCUGUUACUCUUUUUCAUGUAACACCGUUUGGGUUUUUUUGUAUGUAAAUACAGUUUAAUUUCUUGAGAAAUUUGAACUGUUUUCUUUCAGGCUUGUAUUGGUUGAAAUACAGUGUAUAUUAUUUGGAAAAAUAAUUCUCUGAUUUUGUUAGAAUGUCUGAAAUACAACAAGUGGUUUGCUUGUUUUUUUUUUGCAGCCACUCUUGAUCAUGAAAGUGAGUUGAAUGUUCCUGUACUUUUUUAAAUUACAUAGUAUGAAUCAGAUAUUCAUACUACUUGUUUUACAUUUUUUUCCUGCCUAGCCAGUUUUCUAAACAAUGCUAGCUACUUGGGACUGUUAUUUAAAUUUCUGUUUCUAAAUUCUGCCUAAGGACAUGUUCUUGAAAAAACUCUGUGGAUAUCUGGAAUUUGUCAUUGUAUUGUCAGAGCAGUUCUGUGAAACUCACAUGCAUCUGUGUAGAUACUCUGAAUCGUAGAGUAACCUCUGUUUUCUCUAAGCAGACUGAUGGGGCUUCCAUCAGAAAGAGUUAUGCCAUCUCUGUCGCAAAAUGCCAUUUUCGCACUUGAAAUUCUUCUCAAUCUGCAUCUUGCUUAUAAGCAGUUUUUCUGUGUUUGGCUGUUUCUAUAUAGCUGAUAGAAAGUGAAUAUAUAAAUGAUUUAUUCCUAUAAAUCAUGCUGCCUGCCUAAGAAUCAGCUCAGAGGGUCAGCUUUUUUCAUAGAAGUUGAAAUGUCACUGGAUGAUAUUUUAGCAUAUCAGCUAAUCUAAUUCCGUUUAUAAGCAAUUCACAAUCCUGUCUAAAAGCUUUGUGAGCCUCAGUUCUCAUGCAGCACAACCAGAUACUGUACAUUGCAAAAACAAUUGCUUUUCCUUCCCAUAUUGCAAAAUGUAGAGAAAUAAUAAAAGGUAUAUUUUAGUAUUUUAAAGCUUUGAACACAUUCUGACAUUUCAUUUUUUUUUCAUAUAUAUUAUAGCAUCAACCUCUCUGUUAAAGAGCUGUUGGGAUCUUUUGAUUUCAGAAUCCUUCCCAGUGUUCAUCUUUUCUCAUGAAAACAUGCCUCAUUUCAAACUUUUUCAUUUUUAGAAGUACCUCUGCAGCCCUCCAACUAUCAAGUCUCUUGAUUUUUAAGAAUGAGAGAGAGAGAGAGAGAGAGAGAAAGCGCUGUGUCUGUCUGAAGACGCAAACUUUAGAAAUCUUGCAUGUAGUUCUUGGAGCAGAGAAUUUGGGAGGAAGAAUAUGUAGACUGCAAAGGGGAAGCUGUGGUUGUCUUUUGUACACAGAACUUCAGAGAAUGAAAAUACUGUUGGUGGAAUAGACAUGUAAGUUAAUAUGUUCUUAUUAAGAUGGGCACAAAGGGUAAUAACAUUUUCUUAUGGACAGGAUCAAAUAAUUGUGUUCCAGAAGCAGUUUCCAUCUGUUUGGCAGCCAGUCAUCCCAGUUUCCCCACUACUUUGUCACUCCUCCCAUCCGUCUAGUUCUGUCCAGAAGAAAGCUAUCCCAUUCCCUGCAUGGAUCAUUGAUUGCUGCUGGGUUAAAUAGUUAGAGAGCUAUAGACAGAACACAGAUGAGAUUUGGAAAUGCUCACCCUCAUUGUGAUACCAAAAAAGGACAUAGGACGUUUUCCCAUCAACUGAUUAUGUAUAUAUCCAAGCAAUAUAUGAAUUUCCCCUUAUUUUUGCAGUUGGUGGCCAUUUGUAUUUGAAGCAGUGUGUACAGAUUUCUUGAUUGUGCCGCUUUGUUGAUUUGUUAGUGCCUUAACUCUCGUGUUCAUAACUUUCUCAUGCAGUAAGAACACCGGCAUUGCUCAUUCUGUGGCUCCCUCAUGCAAACCUCCUUAGGGUAUCCAGGCUUGUAGGUCUUGGCCCAUUGGGAUAAUAGUCAACCGUGGCACACUGGCUCCUUUACAGUCUCUUGUCAGAGAGAAACCUAGAAUUCCCCUAGAAUUUUCAACAGGUUGAAAUAGCUAGAAGAUGACAAGGGUUCCCUUAAAAGAUCAGAGGCAGCUGUUGGCAAGCUGCACUAUGAGCAGGAAUCGCCAUGUAUGAUGGGAGAGAUUCACCUUAUAUGGCGGUGUCAUCUGAAUGUGGUAUUACCACUCCUGACACACUUGAUUUGUUACACUUGUCAAUCUUUGUAAAAUUGAUAACUAGUUCAGUAAUGCUUGUAUGAUGCAGUCAGCUAUUCACCUCUUCCUGCUUUGGAUUUGACCUUGUCAUCAGUGGCUUUUGUGAAUUAUAGAUGGUGGCAGUCACUGGAAGCCACUUGGUCUCCUUGCUUAAGAAAUGUCAUGUCUGCAUUAGGCCUCAUAGUUCUAUAACAAAGGGUUUCAGAAGGCAAAGUAAAAUGUAAAAAACAGGGGAAGUUAUAGGAAAGCCAGAACAGAAUAAUUUCAGGAACAAGGAUUAUGCACUUGUGGUUUCAGAGCUUGCAACUCCUCCUGUUUGCAUUGUUGUACAGAGAGGUUUGCACUGUGUUUAAGGAGACAGCGGCUCAAGCACAACCAUCGGCAUGUGGCCGUUUCCGGUGCCAUUCUCAGUGAUUUACUGCCAAGCAGGUGCUUCAUCUUCCUGCUUCUUGUGUGUUCCUUUUGUUUUUACUUCCUUUACAUACAGGAUUUACACAAAUAUGCAAUAAAUUGUUUACAGGAUGCCCUUUGAAGGGCAGUGAAUCCUUUGUAUAAUUGUACAGACUUUGUGGUUUAAGCACAAUGUGCACAGGCUAGUUUUCUAUAUGGCAGGACAUGAAUUUUUUUGCAGUAGGAAUUAUCAGAUAUAUGGAAUUGACUUUGUCCUUCAUGUAAAGUUGCUUUAUAAAAUAAAAUAAAGGUUUUUAAUGUCUUAUUG
This is a messenger RNA of Crotalus tigris (Tiger rattlesnake), 6276 nucleotides long. It is a transcript of the gene GLCE, whose product is annotated as glucuronic acid epimerase. The coding region runs from base 751 to 2604 and encodes 617 amino acids. Lineage: Eukaryota; Metazoa; Chordata; Lepidosauria; Squamata; Viperidae. Gene Ontology annotation, biological process: heparan sulfate proteoglycan biosynthetic process. Gene Ontology annotation, cellular component: Golgi apparatus. Gene Ontology annotation, molecular function: heparosan-N-sulfate-glucuronate 5-epimerase activity. The transcript is spliced from 4 exons. The record is from RefSeq and is a predicted model, not a curated record.